AAAUUUAAUGUGGAAAUUGUAAACCAGCUUGGAUUUCACAAGAAACUGAAGGUUCACUGCAAGAGCAAAACUCAUGAUUUUCCAAUUACGUAUCUUAAUAUCGGAGAAAAUUUUCAAUUUAAAUUUAUUAUCUAUCUAAAAACUCAGUAUUGGUGCAACUUGUGGCAGGGACCAAAUUACGAACAUCAUGUGGUCUUUGAUGCAUUUCUUCCAAACCAAGAUUUUAUAGAUAAUACAUGUACUGGAAUGAACCCUAAUGUAUGUAGAUGGACCGCAAAAGAAGAAGGAGUUUACGUCCGCAAAAAAAAAAAUAAAGGAGAAUAUUUCAUGCUAAGAGCUUCAGGGCAGACGAAC
Messenger RNA from Thlaspi arvense, 354 nucleotides. NCBI's taxonomy places the organism in Eukaryota, Viridiplantae, Streptophyta, Magnoliopsida, Brassicales, Brassicaceae. The record is from the annotation of a GenBank genome assembly.